AUGUCAAAUUUUGCCAACGUCGAGUGUGUUGAGGUCGCGAAUCCCGAGACAGUAUUGCGACAUCAAUCGGAUCCGCUAGCAAGGAUUCUUCGGCAGCUUGGCGUGAUCAUCCUCAUUGCUUCUCGUCUUGAAAGCAUCUCGAAAAUGUCGUCUCACGAGCCGUAUCCGCGAUUACGCGUCGCAAUUGUUGGAGCUGGGCCGGGAGGACUUGCAACAGCCAUUGCAUUGAGCAAGAUCGACGACGUGGACGUCGGAGCCGGUAUUAGUAUCGGGCAGAACACAUGGAACGUCUUGUCGCUGCUUGGCAUUGGCGAUGAAUUGAAAGGCCAUCCGACUUUGACUAAGCAGUACUCAGUACUCACAAGCGGCAGAAACGGCAAGACGGGCGAGGAAGUCCAUAGAUUGGACAAGUCAUGCAAUCUGGAAAGACCUCCGAUCCGUACACAGCGAACAGAGCUUCAGAGGCUUCUUCGAUCAAAGGUGUCCGACGACGUUUUGCGACUGGGUCGCAAAGUCAUCACUCUCGAAGAUCUGGACGACGCAGGCAUUCGACUUGUCUUCGACGACGGGUCAAGCGUCGUUGCUGACCUUGUGGUCGGGGCAGAUGGCAUCCGGUCAGCCGUUCGAGAUUCUGUCUGGAAAGACUACUCCCUAUCUUUCACUGGGACGACGAUUUGGCGUGUGCUGUUACCAUGGGACGCUGUGAAAGAUCUUGAUCCAAGGUUCGAGACUACAGCUUGGUGGCAUGGCCCAACUACGCAUGUUUACUUCUCGCCCGUAGGGGAAGGACUUUGGGAGAUUGCAGCUCGUGCCGCAAGUAAGGUGACCUGGGGCACACCCAUCGAUAAUGCAACAGUCGAAGCCAAUUUCGUGGUGAGCGCAAUGGCUUAUUCCUCGAUCAUACAAGCGGUGCUGACAUUGUCAGGAAUAUCUCCCCCAAGUGCUUGGAGAGAGUUCGCAGCAUUUUCAGGCCCAGAAUUGGAUGACUUAACCAACUGGAAUGAUAAGGUGGUCCUGGUUGGCGACUCGUCACACGCGCUGUCUGGCGCAUUUGGGAGUGGUGCCGGCUUUGCGAUGGAAGAUGGCUAUGUUCUCGCCCAAGCGCUGAAGCACAGUCGUAACGACGUCCAUCGUGCGUUGCCACUGUUUAAUAAAGUUAGGCUGCCAUAUUACACGCGAAUGUACGCUCAUCUUCAAGGCGAAGCGACGAAGCGAGCUCUGAAUUUAAGAGGCUUCACUCACCCAAGCUAUGACGAGAAAGUGCGCAACAAGGUCAUCAAGGCCGGUGGUACUGAUAUGCGGUGGAUCUAUGAGAACGACAUCAGCAAAGUUUGGCAAGACUCUAUUGCUACGACGGCUUGA
Pseudocercospora fijiensis CIRAD86 is the source of this 1362-nucleotide messenger RNA. RefSeq lists its product as uncharacterized. The coding region runs from base 1 to 1362 and encodes 453 amino acids. The transcript has 6 exons. Gene Ontology annotation, molecular function: FAD binding; monooxygenase activity. Lineage: Eukaryota; Fungi; Ascomycota; Dothideomycetes; Mycosphaerellales; Mycosphaerellaceae. The record is from RefSeq and is a predicted model, not a curated record.